This is a messenger RNA of Hansenula anomala, 1746 nucleotides long. RefSeq lists its product as uncharacterized. NCBI's taxonomy places the organism in Eukaryota, Fungi, Ascomycota, Saccharomycetes, Phaffomycetales, Wickerhamomycetaceae. Bases 1 to 1746 code for a protein of 581 amino acids. Gene Ontology annotation, molecular function: DNA-binding transcription factor activity, RNA polymerase II-specific; DNA binding; zinc ion binding. The record is from RefSeq and is a predicted model, not a curated record. The transcript is spliced from 2 exons. Gene Ontology annotation, biological process: regulation of DNA-templated transcription; DNA-templated transcription.
AUGGCCAACGAAUCAAGAUCAAUAGCAUGCACAUUCUGCAGAAAGAGAAAGAGAAAGUGUGAUGGCCAAACACCGUGUUCCAUCUGUCGCAGAUACAACAAGACUGGUGCUUGUGAAUAUCCAACUGAUAAAGAUAAAAGAAAAUGGAAAUAUGAUUCAACUUAUGUGGAUUAUUUGGAAUUGAAAGCUGAUAUACUACAACAGUUUGCUAAUGAAUUGAUAAGAAGUGACCAUUCAAAGGCGAAAACCAUCAAUCGUGACUUGAUUUCUAGCAUAAUGAGUCAUAAUACUAUGCCAAAAGCUCAAUCUUCAAAUACUUCAGCUGAGACUUUAUUGAAAGGGUUAGCUGAUGAAAAUGCUAUAGAUGAAUUGGUAUCUACAACUUGGAGAGUUAGACAAGAUCAUAAAGGUCAUACUGAGUUCUAUGGUCCAAUUUCAGGGAGACAACAAGUUAUCGAAGAUUCAGAAGAAGAGUUAGAAAAUAUAUCACCAAAUAAAAACAUUGAUUUUGUUCAAUCUUCAAAAGAAUUUAGACAUUCAUUAUUAGAAAUCUUCAAAACAAAUUUUGCACAAUUUUUCUAUAUAUCAUUAUUAGAUAAUGAAGAUUUGAAAAAUUGGGAUUAUCCAUCUUCUGACAUUUCAAAACAAUUUUUAUUAUGUGCAAUUUUCACAUAUAGUUCAUUAUUCACAAAUCAUAGAGACCUUUCAUUUAGUUUCUUACAAGAAGCUGAAGUGUUGUGUAUGAAGGCAUGUCGAAAUGUUAAUGAGUAUGUUUUACAAGGUUUACUGAUCCUUUCAUGUUUUGAAUUAGGAAUGGGUUUAGAUUCAAAUUCUUGGGCAUUUAAUGCAAUGACUUCAGCAUUUACACAAUAUAUGAAGUUACAUUUAGAGGAGGUCCCUACUCCAGGAAAUAACAAUGAUAACAACAACUCUUUAAUUUCAUUAUCUCCUAGGAAAACUUCAAUGUUUUGGUCAAUAAUUUUGCAAGAUCGUAUAAUUACAAGUGUUUUGGGACGUGGUUGUCGUAUUCAAUAUUUUAGAAUAAAAACACCUUUUUAUUCACCACUUUUAACAGAUAAAUCAAACGAACAUUAUUUAACUGAAUUAUCAUUUGCCUAUCAUUCAAAAUUAUGGUAUAUUCAUGAUCGUUCAAUUGGACAAAUUUAUUCAUUCAAAGCUGAUUAUUUACACAAUUCACAUAGAUCCAUAUUAAUGAAUCAAGGAAUGGAGGCAUUAGAUGAAUGGAAAGCUUCAUUACCAUUAGAUUUAAAAUUAACCUCGGAAACAAUAGAUACAAGGAUUUUAAUUGUUCAUUUAUCAUUUUCAGUUGUUUAUUUGUUAUUACAUCGUGCUUAUCUAAAGCAAAUCCCAUUAAAAGUUAUUCAAGUUACAAUUGAACAAUGUACAAUUGCUUCCAAUAUAAUUCAAAGGAUAUCAAAUAAUAAUUUAAUCUUUAAAGAUUCUCCACGUCCAUAUUUUGUUUCAUAUUUGAUCUUAACAUGUGCAACAUUUGAUUUAUUUUUACUUUCAAAUAAAGAUGAAUCUUUAAAACCUAGUGCAUUAAAUAGAAUUCAGAUUUAUAUUGAUUCUCUUUUAGAUUUUGGGAAAAUUUGGAGAAGAGGUAAUAAAGAUAUUCAAGUUUUAGGUGCUUUAGCUAAAAGAUGGAAAUUGAAAAUACCAUAUUUAGAUCAAGCUUUAUUAAUGGUUCAAGAUACUGAUAAAAUAUUAUACAAUUCAUGCAAAUAA